AUGGCAGACACACCCUCUGUGGCAGUACAGGCCCCACCGGGCUAUGGUAAGACGGAGUUAUUUCAUCUCCCCUUGAUAGCACUGGCGUCUAAGGGCGACGUGAAAUAUGUGUCGUUUCUGUUUGUACCGUACACAGUGUUGCUUGCUAAUUGCAUGAUCAGGUUGGGCCGACGCGGUUGCUUGAAUGUGGCCCCUGUAAGAAACUUUAUUGAAGAAGGUUACGAUGGCGUUACUGAUUUAUACGUGGGGAUCUACGAUGAUCUUGCUAGCACUAAUUUCACAGACAGGAUAGCUGCGUGGGAGAAUAUUGUUGAGUGCACCUUUAGGACCAACAACGUAAAAUUGGGUUACCUCAUUGUAGAUGAGUUUCACAACUUUGAAACGGAGGUCUACCGGCAGUCGCAAUUUGGGGGCAUAACUAACCUUGAUUUUGACGCUUUUGAGAAAGCAAUCUUUUUGAGCGGCACAGCCCCUGAGGCUGUAGCUGAUGCUGCGUUGCAGCGUAUUGGGCUUACGGGACUGGCCAAGAAGUCGAUGGACAUCAACGAGCUCAAACGGUCGGAAGAUCUCAGCAGAGGUCUAUCCAGCUAUCCAACACGGAUGUUUAAUCUAAUCAAGGAGAAAUCCGAGGUGCCUUUAGGGCAUGUUCAUAAAAUUUGGAAGAAAGUGGAAUCACAGCCCGAAGAAGCACUGAAGCUUCUUUUAGCCCUCUUUGAAAUUGAACCAGAGUCGAAGGCCAUUGUAGUUGCAAGCACAACCAACGAAGUGGAAGAAUUGGCCUGCUCUUGGAGAAAGUAUUUUAGGGUGGUAUGGAUACACGGGAAGCUGGGUGCUGCAGAAAAGGUGUCUCGCACAAAGGAGUUUGUCACUGACGGUAGCAUGCAAGUUCUCAUCGGAACGAAAUUAGUGACUGAAGGAAUUGACAUUAAGCAAUUGAUGAUGGUGAUCAUGCUUGAUAAUAGACUUAAUAUUAUUGAGCUCAUUCAAGGUGUAGGGAGACUAAGAGAUGGGGGCCUCUGUUAUCUAUUAUCUAGAAAAAACAGUUGGGCGGCAAGGAAUCGUAAGGGUGAAUUACCACCAAUUAAGGAAGGCUGUAUAACCGAACAGGUACGCGAGUUCUAUGGACUUGAAUCAAAGAAAGGAAAAAAGGGCCAGCAUGUUGGAUGCUGUGUCUGCUGA
This is a messenger RNA of Saccharomyces cerevisiae S288C, 1179 nucleotides long. It is a transcript of the gene YFL066C, whose product is annotated as Y' element ATP-dependent helicase. The record is from RefSeq and is marked reviewed. Gene Ontology annotation, molecular function: nucleic acid binding; ATP binding. The transcript has a single exon. The coding region runs from base 1 to 1179 and encodes 392 amino acids. Lineage: Eukaryota; Fungi; Ascomycota; Saccharomycetes; Saccharomycetales; Saccharomycetaceae.